This is a messenger RNA of Pseudozyma flocculosa PF-1, 1503 nucleotides long. RefSeq lists its product as uncharacterized. Gene Ontology annotation, molecular function: protein dimerization activity. The coding region runs from base 1 to 1503 and encodes 500 amino acids. The record is from RefSeq and is a predicted model, not a curated record. The transcript has a single exon. NCBI's taxonomy places the organism in Eukaryota, Fungi, Basidiomycota, Ustilaginomycetes, Ustilaginales, Ustilaginaceae.
AUGGCAGCCCCCAAGAAAAAGCUACCGGCCUCACGCCCCUCGAGCUCGUCGCGGUCGACGCCGUCGUCGGAAGCAAGCACCAGCACCAACACCAACACCAGCACAAGAGGUCGAUCCCCCGGCCCUAGCGCGGCGCGCCUCCUUGACCAAGAAAGCACCCAACGCCCCGACGCCGCCUCAUCAUCCUUGUCAAACACGACCGCGAUCCCGUCGGCCACGGCCGUUGCGUCCGACUCGCCCGGCUCGGCGUCUGCGUCGACGCCGCAGCCCAGACCUGCCAAGCGCAAGAGGCGCAGCGAGCUCUCGCCCUCGUCCAAGGCCAGCCACAGCACCGUCGAAAAGGAGCGCAGAGAGGCAAUGAACGAGCGCUUCAACGAACUCGCUUGCCUCAUCCCGCAGCUGCAAGAGGCGCUCGUGCAGGGCAAGAAGCCCACAAAGGGCGACAUAGUCAGGGCCAGCAUCAACUACCAUCACCAGCAGGAGGAGAGGGUGCAGCACCUCAGCCGACAGCUCGAGCUCCUCGCCAACCACAGCACGGCGGCACACCUCGCAUCACUGCCCGCCGCCCAGCCGCACCAUGCCAUGACCAUGGCUGCUCCGGCAUUGCGGCCCGCGCCUAGCGCGUCGACAGGCACCGCCGCAAGCACGCCUCGGCCCAUGAACGCCAACGUGCGCGUCUCGCCGCCACCGCCGCCGCCAGACUCGGCCACCAGCCAGAUGACGAGCUUUCCGGCGCCGCACGUCGACCUGUCCAACCUCGAGCGGUCCUCGGACGCCGGCAGCAGCGCGCACUCCGAGCUCACGCUGUCGGACGCGCCCUCGCCCUUCAAGGACACGGCCAUGGCUCCACAGUGGAGCGCAUCCUCGUGGGCCGGCUGGUCGGGCCGCGAGGAUCCCAGCUUUGUCAAGCUCGAGGUGCCCAGGGACCUGCUGAGCGCAUUCAAUCUCGCCGAGCUGGGCCAGAACCCGCUUUUGCCGCCGAGCUCGCUGUCGUCGCCCGCGCAGUCGAGCCAUCGGAAUUCGUUCCAGGUUGACUCGGGGCUGUCGGCAGGUUCCGGGGCCGAGUCGCUGAUCCCGCAGAGGUCGCUGUCGGAUUCGUUCGACGCCGACACGUUUGCGCUGCUGUCGUCGCACCUCCGGAUCCAGGACGCGUCGUUGAUUGGCGAGGACGGUACCGGCAGCGCAUACACGCAUCGGAUCGGCGAGGCGCCGCUCAGCGCCGAGGCGCACCGCAGGAAGCACACGCUCGAGCUCGACGGCGAGGAGACGCUGCAGCUGCUGCGCGACACGGCGCCGGCGGGCGAGUUUGCCUUUGUCCGCGACGCCGACUUUCUCGCGCCGUCGUUUGACUUUGAGCGCGGCGGACACUCGUUCUUCCUCGGCGACCCGCCCGGUGCGGACGGCAGCCUGGCUGCGGCGCCGGAGAGCGUCGACGAUUCUGCGCGAGCUUUUCCGACGCUGCUGAGGACCGACAAGCCGGUCGCGGCUCAGCAGCAGCGCUGA